Peromyscus maniculatus bairdii (prairie deer mouse) is the source of this 1543-nucleotide messenger RNA. It is a transcript of the gene Pnp, whose product is annotated as purine nucleoside phosphorylase. The record is from RefSeq and is a predicted model, not a curated record. Lineage: Eukaryota; Metazoa; Chordata; Mammalia; Rodentia; Cricetidae. Gene Ontology annotation, biological process: nucleoside metabolic process. Gene Ontology annotation, molecular function: purine-nucleoside phosphorylase activity. Gene Ontology annotation, cellular component: cytoplasm.
AUGCGUGCGGGGACGACAUGCUGGAUGCCCUAGACUCGGAGAGGGUCCCUUUGAAAAGAACUCUGGCGGGGUUUCCUGCCACACCUCUGGAUGAGGGUGUGUCGCCAUGGAGACGAGGCCGCUGCCAUUGGCUGGCGCCUCGGCCCCGGGGUAUAAAGCCGGGCUCAGAGAACGGUGCACUAACAGUGUUGACCAGACUCAGGCGGUGUCGCCCGCGGAGCGGAAAGGGCAGGAUUUCGGCGCGGCGGUCGGUGACACUAUGGAGAACGAAUUCGCGUACGAAGAUUAUCAGAGAACCGCCGAGUGGCUUCGGUCUCACACUACGCAUCGCCCUCAAGUGGCCGUGAUCUGUGGUUCUGGGUUAGGAGGUCUGACUGCGAAAUUAACUGAGGCCCAGAUCUUUGACUACAGUGAGAUACCCAACUUUCCCAAAAGCACAGUUCAAGGUCAUGCUGGCCGACUGGUGUUUGGCUUCCUGAAUGGCAGAGCCUGUGUGAUGAUGCAGGGCAGGUUCCAUAUGUAUGAAGGGUACCCGCUGUCAAAGGUGACAUUCCCCGUGAGGGUUUUCCAUCUCCUGGGUGUGGACACUUUGAUCGUCACCAAUGCAGCUGGAGGGCUCAACCCCAAUUUUGAAGUUGGAGAUAUCAUGCUGAUCCGCGAUCACAUCAACCUACCUGGUUUCUCUGGUCAAAACCCUCUCCGAGGCCCCAAUGAUGAAAGGUUUGGAGUUCGCUUCCCGGCCAUGUCCGAUGCGUACGACCGGCAUAUGAGGCAGAAGGCCUUGAGUGCCUGGAAGCAAAUGGGGGAGCAGCGAGACUUACAGGAAGGCACCUACGUGAUGUUGGCAGGACCCAACUUCGAGACUGUGGCCGAGAGUCGCCUGCUAAGGAUGCUGGGAGCAGAUGCUGUUGGCAUGAGCACAGUCCCAGAAGUUAUUGUCGCGAGACAUUGUGGGCUUCGUGUGUUUGGUUUCUCACUCAUCACCAACAAGGUCGUCAUGGAUUAUGCCAACUUGGAGAAGGCCAAUCACAAGGAAGUCUUAGAGGCUGGGAAAGCAGCUGCACAGAAAUUGGAACAGUUUGUCUCCAUCCUUAUGGAGAGCAUCCCACUCCGGGAGCACACUGCCAGCUGAUUGGCCUGGGAGUGCUCUGCUGCUUCCCUGUUGGGGUCCAAGUAGCUGUCUACUCGGCUCCCUCGAUGGGGCCGCUAGUCUAUGCUUAGAUUAUAGCAGAAAGGGAAGAGGAGGAUACCUGCUCUUCGCCUCCCCGUGUCCUUACACCAUUCUGAUGUCUGUCCCUCUUGCCCAGUUGCCUUCUCAAAACAGCUUAACUCUCACUCCUGGAAGAGCCGGCACUCAUGCCCCACCACACUUGGGAUAGAUCUAUGCCUUCACACAGUACCUUCUAGAUCUGGAGAUCAUACACAUGUUCCUCUGGGCUCAGUCGGCUUUCCCCUAAAGCACUAGAGACCAAAGACCAACCCAAUACCUCUUGGAUUUUAUUUAGUACCACAAUGUUUUAAGAAUAAAGAGAUCAAACACUUC